Molecule: messenger RNA, 954 nt
Organism: Didymodactylos carnosus
Lineage: Eukaryota; Metazoa; Rotifera; Eurotatoria; Philodinida; Philodinidae
Source: the annotation of a GenBank genome assembly
AUGCGGAUAAUCAUAAUGCCUCGAGAGCAAAAGUUAUCUUCCCAACUUCCUCUUCUGGUUGUAGCCGGUGCAGGCGCAUGCACUCUUCUGUAUCUUGGCUAUAAAUACUACUCGUCCAAAUCGCCAGCAACGCCACGAAGACAAUUGGUCGAAGAAGCAGAUGACACUGAGAUCAUACCCACACUGGCACCAGUUAACAGACAAAAAAAAAAAAAUUUAAGUCCAAGACCACCGAACUCCACCAUUCGUCAUGAUGUUACCGCACCUCUGACACCAUCUAAUGAACAUGAGGUCGAAGAAAAAGAUUAUAAUUCUUUAUGGAAUUAUGUUACAUUAAAAAAUGACUAUUAUAUUCUAAGACAUGGAGAAUCAGAAGCUCAGUUAGAACAUCUCAUCACAUCUAAUCCGCUACAAUGUGUUAAUACAUAUGGUCUUACGGAAAAAGGUAAACAACAAGUUCUUCACUCAAUUGACCAAUUCAAACCUUCACUUCUCACUGUCGAUCGAUCAAUUCAUAUUUAUACAAGCGAUUUUUUGCGUGCUCAACAAACAGCUAAAAUAGUUUGUAAUCAAUUAAAUAUACCUGAAGAUGAGCUUAAUAUUUGUGAAGAAUUACGUGAACGUGCAUUUGGUAUCUACAACGGAAAAUCAAUGGAUAAUUAUGAAAAAAUAUGGACGUUGGAUGCAACGAAUGAUCAUGAACAUUUACUGAAUAAAACUCAAGUUGAAUCAACAAGAGAUGUUAUCAGACGAACAACAAAAUUAAUUGCAAAUUUAGAAAAACUUUAUUCAAAUGAUAUUAUUCUAUUGGUAUCACAUGGCGAUACACUUCAAAUAUUACAAACAGCUUUCGAAAAGAACGUUAAAUCUAUCGAACAUAGACAAGCAAUCAAACAUUUAGAAACUGGUGAAAUAAGACAUCUCAAAUACAAAGAUACAACGGUUAAAAUUUGA